UCUCUCUCUCUCUCUUUUCUUCUUUGCAGCAUUGUGGGGUUUGAAGGAACUUUCCUGCAUUGAAGCUGCCAGAACAGAGGAAGUAAAGGUACCGAUGGCAGAUCGGUGAUGAUUGCUCCCUGCUUAAUAAGAGAUGUCGUCUUCCUUACCCUGUCUUUCUAAUUGCAUGCAGAAGUGCUCUUUUCUUCUCGAGGUGGAAGCAGGUGAGUUAGGUUCAUUUAAGAGGGGGAGUGGAGAUAGGUUCCAUGAAUUCACAGAUUUUCCAGGUGUAGAAGAUGACUGAAUGCAUGCAGCAUAAUUGAACUUGUUGGAGGGAAGAACUAAUCGGAAUUGAUGAGGAGUUUGGGAAAUUGGUAGAGAGGAUUUCUCUGUGGAUUUAUUGAAGGGGUUUGGGGAAAGUAGAGAAGAAGAAGGGACAGGAAUGGAACCUACACCACAGAAAAGCUUGGAGAGGAUUAUUUCUCAGAGAGCUGUGCAGAUGAGCGCCUCAUUACAGUGCAAAACGUGGGUUCUGGGAUUCUUUUGUGGGAUUUGCAUUGCUUAUCUGUUUCUGUUUGCUUUCAAUCCCUACAAGGCUGCGGAAUUUGGAAUUGGAUUUACGAAUUCUCUUGCAGCAGAUUCUACAAAUUCAAGCUCCUCCUUCAGUUUAGAAGUUGAUAAAAAUGCUGGAUGUGAUUUUUCGAGCAAAGAUACUGGAAAUUCCGCAAAGUUUGAGGGCUCUAAUCAACCAAGUGAUGUGAAUAAAACAGCUUUGCUAUACUCUGCUUGGACUGCCGUGCUUGAUGACUCAAAGGACUCCUAUGGAGAGUUCUUCAACAGAGGGCCAAAUAGAACAAGUUUGCCUAGACCUCCUUAUGUGGAGGACUGCAAAAUGAAUGUAGAAAUCAAUAAAAUUCUUGAUAUGCGUGGAGAAAAUGGAAGCUUGCCUCGAUGGCCAUUAUGGAAGGGGAAAUUAGGCCUGGAGUUGUUUAGAGUUGCUUUCCCUUCAGAGGAACAGAAGCUCCAGGCAGCAUUCCAAAAUGCCAGUCCUCCUUGGGUUUUAGGAUCAGAUGAGGAUAAUUUUCCUCUCACCCGUCUAGUCCAACGGCACUUGUGGAUUCAUCAGCACCCGCAAAACUGCAAUAAACCCAACCUGCGUUUUCUAGUCGCUGACUGGUGGAGGCUUCCGGGAUUUGGUAUAGGAGCCCAACUAGCAGGAAUGGCAGGGCUUCUUGCAAUCGCCAUCAAUGAAAAUAGGAUUCUUGUUACUGGCUAUUAUAAUAGAGCAGACCAUGGCGGCUGUCAAGGUUCAUCACAUGCUCAUUGGUCUUGCUAUUUUUUCCCUGAGGCCGCUCAAGAAUGCCGGGAUCGUGCCAAUGAACUUAUGAAGACUAAGGAAGCUUGGGACGAUCAUAUCAUUACCGUGAAGGAUAACUACACAUCAAAGGAGAUAUGGGGUGGACGAAUUCCCAGAGUGUGGGGUGAACCAUGGAAUUAUUUGCAACCCACAACCGAUGUAGAUGGAAACUUACUCCGGCAUCACCGUAAAAUGGAUCGGCGUUGGUGGCGGGCACAGGCACUACGGUAUCUAAUGAGAUUUCAAAGCGAGUAUACAUGUAGACUACUUAAUGUAGCCCGGCACUCAGCUUUUGGCUUGCAAGCUGCUGAAAUGGUUCUUAGAACUAUUCCGAGUUGGCCGAAGGAAAGUGUGGACAGUUCUCUCUCCGACAUUGAAAACUUUGUUUGGUCAAACCACAAACCAUGGAUUCCAAGACCAAUUCUUAGCAUUCAUGUAAGAAUGGGAGAUAAAGCUUGUGAAAUGAAGGUGGUUGAAUUUGAAAACUAUAUGCAUCUUGCUGAUCGAAUUCGCAGAAAGUUCCCUAAUCUUAACAGCAUAUGGCUUUCCACAGAGAUGCAGGAAGUUAUUGACAAGACAAGAUUAUACCCUCACUGGAAAUUUUACUACACAAAUGUAACACGCCAGAUUGGAAACAUGUCGAUGGCCGCAUAUGAGGCCAGCCUUGGCAGAGAAACAAGCACCAAUUAUCCUCUUGUUAACUUCCUUAUGGCAACUGAUGCUGAUUUCUUCAUUGGAGCCUUGGGCUCAACUUGGUGUUUUCUAAUAGAUGGCAUGAGAAAUACUGGAGGAAAAGUGAUGGCUGGCUAUCUAAGUGUCAAUAGAGACAGAUUUUGGUAGCCAAAGAAAUACAGGAAAUUAUGGGUAGGUGAUGUGUGAAUACAUACAUUUUCUCUUCCAUUUUGUUCUGGCAUGGAGGUGUUCUUUUUGCCCCUUUUUGUGGCCUUAUUAUUAUGUGCGGAGUCCAGAUGGCGUCCGGAGAUCAAUAAAAAUGCGCAAUGUCACCCCAUUGCUUGGUACCGAGCUCGGUACCCCUCGAUAUCGCUGGAUACCCAGUGCUUAAUAGGACGUCCGGUGCCGCACAGAAUAAUAGCUCCUUUUUGUGGGUGUUGCUUAUAAACAGAAAGAAGCUGAGACCAACUUUCAGUGAAAGCAAUGUUAAUAGCUGCUGCUGUAAAUACAAUUUCAUGAUAAUUUUGAUUGUAAUUUUUAGGGGC
This is a messenger RNA of Dendrobium catenatum, 2553 nucleotides long. RefSeq lists its product as uncharacterized. NCBI's taxonomy places the organism in Eukaryota, Viridiplantae, Streptophyta, Magnoliopsida, Asparagales, Orchidaceae. The transcript is spliced from 10 exons. The record is from RefSeq and is a predicted model, not a curated record. Bases 422 to 2176 code for a protein of 584 amino acids. Gene Ontology annotation, molecular function: alpha-(1->6)-fucosyltransferase activity. Gene Ontology annotation, biological process: protein N-linked glycosylation.